UCCCUAUAAACACACCUCUCUCUCUCUCUCUCUCUGCAAAGAAGCAUACAUCUCUCCCUCUCUCUCUAAACUGCAGCGCUAAAAAUCGAUUGAUUCAUUUUUUAGCAAACCCUCGCCGGGAAAUGAGAAUUUCGGCGGGUCUUCUUACGCCAAGAUGCUUACCAGCGGCGGAAAAUGCAGUUCCCUACGAACCGAGUGAAGCAAACCUCAGCUGUUGCAGAGGUGUCUAGGGUUUCAAAUGAGAGGGAGCUAUCAUUUGUGGAAACAAAGGGUACAGAUAUGCCACCUGAGAAAUUUCACCCUCGUCCUGUUAAUUUAUCAGUGAACGGAAAGAGUGAUUCUAUGCCUUUUGGAAAAUUGAUGCAAAAGUUUGUAGUGGAAGAUGAACCAGAAGUCGAUGGAAAAGGGAUGGCUGAUCAUCCAGGUGAUCGUCUUGUCUUUGGCGGAAUGAGUCGUGGUGCCGCAGGUGCUGGUUCUUCGCGUUCGGGGCCUCCCACCAACCCUAUUUCGUAUGAUGUGGGGGCAGUUUCUGAGAAGAUUCGCCAGUCAGUGAGGAAUUUGGAGCUUGUUGGGGUCAAUGUCAGUCGUUUCAGCCUGGAAGCUAUCAUUCGGCUAAUAUCAUCAAUUCCUUUAGGAACUUGACUCCCAGGUCACUCCUGGCUUGUUGCAAUUAUCGUACUACUCCUGGUGGCCAUGAUGCGAUGGCUCAAGCCAUGCCCAAACUUAAGCUUGAGAAGAAAGUCCCGACUGGGUUGACGCCACAAGAUGCCUCUUAUGCCCAGGUCCUCAGUAUUCAGCAGCAGGAUAUGUUUGCUCAGAUCAAGCAGGUUAGGUCUGAGUAUGAUCGAGAGCUUGAUGAUUUGAGGAGGCAAAUUAUGAUCGGACAACAAAACAAGGAGGCGGAGUUACGAAAUAUCCGUGAGCAGUAUUUCCUGGCUACUGGCUAUCAGGACCUGGUCUCGAAGAUCUUCUCAACAGGUGUUGGACCCGUUAUCUGAAGGAGCGCAAUCAGUUGCACAUUGCACCAGCCACUAAGGAUGAUCUUACUUUGAAGAUGGUCGUCGAGCCUUUCGGUGCUAUUAUCAAGAAUGAAAUGCGUUCUGAGUUUUGCCGCCAGGAGCACGUUCGUAAUGCUCUGGUUCUAUAUCUUCAAGAUAAGAUUCGACUCUUCACUACUGAGAGAAAUGUCCGUAAGUUAAAUACUUUUCGGAAUCUCUUGGCAGCAGUGGGCGGUGAGACAACUCCAUUACCUACCACUCAAGCAGAGGAAGAUGUAGGUCGAGCAGAUUCCAGUGGGGAGCCUAGUUCUACCGGGGGAGCGGAUGGCGAACCAACCUCUGAGGGAGUUCCUGCCCCAGUGGGUGCUGAAGGUGAGGUCCCAGCGGGGGGAGAAGGUGAAGAAAGGGUUGAGGCCCCAGAUUGAACUCUCCGGUGGGAAAACGAGCUGCUCCUGACCACCCGCAUCUGCAUUUACACGCAGCCCAGAGAGGUAAGGCCCUGCGGACUGGCGGUGUCAAGAAGUAGUUUUGAAGCAGGGGUCCGGUGCAUCAUCGGUGGAGGCGAGAUGCGCAGUUGGAUUAAUGCCUCCAGUAUGUACAGAGGUGAGAUGCGCAGUUGGAUUAAUGCCUCCAGUAUGUACAGAGGUGAGAUGCGCAGUUGGAUUAAUGCCUCCAGUAUGUACAGAGGUGGGUGCUAGUUCCAAUGAUGCUUACAGGUUACUGUCUCAGGCAAGGGAUGAUAUGCCUGGGAAUUUUCUUCAAUUUUGUUUUACAGUGGACAGUGCAGGAAACAGAUAGGAAAAGGUACUGUUAGUUCCAAUCCAAAAUUGCAACAAACUUUUGAUGAGGAUAUAGGUUUAUCAAAGCAGAGAACUCCCUUUAGGCCCCCAUUGAAGAUCGGUGCUACUAAUUUAUGUUGUAGUAUUAAAAAUAGUGGUUCUCAAACUACUGAAACUACCCCUGAAGGCAUAGAGAGUACACCAGAAAAAUUGCAGUCACGGCCUCGUUCCAGCAGGUUCUUCAAAAAGGAAGAAAGUAAUUCUGUGUCUUUUGAAAGUUUAAUGGGCAAGUUUGUCGUGGAAGAUGAACCAGAAGGGGAUGAAAAAAGGAAGCAAGGUCGACAGGUACUACUUGCUCAAAUCUGAAAUUAGAACCAACUUUCGAUAAGGAUGUUGGCUUUCGAAAUCUGACGUGAUGUUGCUAAAGAAUGAUGCUGUUGAGUUUAGUGCUAGCCUUGAAAAUGGAGGUUCUCAAAGUAUUGAAACUGUAUGUGAGGUUUCAAGGCCAGAAACACCAGCUAUGCGGCCACUAGUUCCCCCUUGAAAUGAAUGCAAGAGGAACAGUGUAACUUCAAUGAUAUGCUUAGAGAUUCUUUGACGUUUGGCUUAAACAAAAAGCAAAAAUUGGUUUAGGAUUUAGGCUUAGGGUCAGGCAUUGGUAGUUACGGUGGAGCAUCUGAAAAUAUAGGCAGUGAGUUUGAAUGGCUCAACCCAUCAUCGAUAAGGGGCUCAAAUAAAAGAAGACCAGGUGAUCCCCUUUAUGAUAAGCGGAUCCUCUACAUACCUCCUGAUGCCUUAAAU
Molecule: messenger RNA, 2578 nt
Organism: Amborella trichopoda
Lineage: Eukaryota; Viridiplantae; Streptophyta; Magnoliopsida; Amborellales; Amborellaceae
Source: RefSeq, a predicted model, not a curated record